Molecule: messenger RNA, 1684 nt
Organism: Eucalyptus grandis
Lineage: Eukaryota; Viridiplantae; Streptophyta; Magnoliopsida; Myrtales; Myrtaceae
Product: aspartate aminotransferase, cytoplasmic
Exons: 12
Coding region: 101-1459 (452 amino acids)
Biological process (GO): amino acid metabolic process; biosynthetic process
Cellular component (GO): mitochondrion
Molecular function (GO): pyridoxal phosphate binding; L-aspartate:2-oxoglutarate transaminase activity
Source: RefSeq, a predicted model, not a curated record
CCUCCUUCCUCCUUCCUCCUCUCCCAUUCAACCGCCCCGAGAUCGCGCACGCCGCCGCCGCACCGCCGCCGCUGCACCACCGCCGAUCGGAUUCCCGAAGAUGAACCCGCGCGACUCCUCCUCUUCUUCUCCGAGCGAUCGCAGGCUGAGCGCGCUCGCUCGCCACCUGAGCUCCCCCUCCGCCGGCGGCGUCGGCGGCGGCGUCUCUCGCUCCCUCGCUUCCUCGUCCUCCUUCGCCCGCGGCGACUCCGUCUUCAGCCACGUCGCUCGCGCUCCUGAAGAUCCUAUUCUCGGCGUGACUGUUGCAUUCAACAAAGAUCCAAGUCCUGUAAAGUUGAAUUUGGGUGUUGGUGCUUAUCGUACAGAGGAAGGAAAACCUCUUGUUCUGAAUGUUGUGAGACAGGCUGAACAGCAGCUUAUAAAUGACAGGGCACGUGUUAAGGAAUAUCUUCCAAUUGUUGGAUUGGUAGAAUUUAACAAAUUGAGUGCCAAGCUUAUUUUUGGUGCUGACAGCCCUGCUAUUCUCGAGAACAGGGUCACAACAGUGCAAUGCCUGUCAGGCACUGGCUCACUAAGAGUUGGGGGUGAAUUUUUGGCAAGGCAUUAUCAUCAGCACACAAUAUACAUACCCAAACCAACCUGGGGGAACCACCCGAAAGUUUUCACUCUGGCUGGGUUAUCUGUGAAAUACUAUCGUUAUUAUGAUCCUGCCACUCGUGGACUGGACUUCCAAGGGCUGCUAGAAGACCUUGGUUCAGCUCCAUUGGGAGCUGUUGUCCUUCUUCAUGCAUGUGCUCACAAUCCAACUGGUGUUGAUCCGACUAUUCAGCAGUGGGAGCAGAUCAGGCAGUUGAUACGAUCGAGAAGACAGCUACCUUUCUUUGAUAGUGCUUAUCAGGGUUUUGCGAGUGGAAAUCUGGAUGCAGAUGCUCAGUCUAUUCGUUCAUUUGUGGCUGAUGGUGGUGAAUGCCUUGUAGCGCAAAGUUAUGCAAAGAAUAUGGGGCUCUAUGGUGAGCGUGUUGGAGCCCUGAGCAUUGUCUGCAGGACGGCUGAUGUGGCCGGUAGGGUAGAGAGUCAGCUAAAGCUCGUGAUAAGGCCUAUGUAUUCAAACCCACCAAUUCAUGGAGCAUCUAUUGUGGCUGCCAUCCUCAGAGACAGGGAGAUGUACAAUGAAUGGACUAUAGAAUUGAAAGCAAUGGCUGAUCGUAUUAUCAGUAUGCGCCAUCAGCUUUUUGAUGCCUUGCGUGCGAGAGGCACACCUGGUGAUUGGAGCCACAUUAUCAAGCAGAUUGGAAUGUUCACUUUCACGGGGUUGAACUCGCAGCAAGUUGCUUUCAUGACAAAGGAGUAUCAUAUCUACAUGACUUCUGAUGGGAGAAUUAGCAUGGCUGGACUGAGCUCUAAGACAGUCCCUCAUCUUGCGGAUGCUAUACAUGCGGCCGUCGCUCGUGCUGUUUAGAAAAUGUCAGCGUGUUACCUCCAUUUCUCCGUCCCGCUCUAGUUAUUAAUUUCCCCAUGGUUAUGUUGUAAUAAUUAUUGCCUCAAUGUAUUUAGGCCCUUUUUAUUUAUUCAUUAAUUUUGGUAGAAUAAACGGGGAGUCUUUCUUCUGCAUGGUUAUGUAAUAAUUGGGGAGCACGUAUCCCUCUGUCAUUCCAAAUUUUGCCUCAAGUUGAGAAGUGGUAAA